AUGUCUUUAUAUGAGCUGCAGCGGGAAUCUCUCAAGAAGACUUUUGAAAGGUAUCAAUGCAACUUCAGGCAUCUCAUAUGUGACGAUACUACGUACCCUGUGGUUAAGUCACUGUUUAAAGAGGACAUCCUCAAUUAUGUUUACACAUUUUAUAAAAUAGACGAUAAAGAAAGAUCCAAAAACCAGGAAAAGGCAAUAUAUAUUUUGGAUCCAAUUGCUCCUUACUCAAUUGACUGUUUGCUGGCGGAUUACUCACAUGGUUUACGGUAUAAGGAUGCAAUAGUUUGUUUUCUUCCAGGAAUGAAUGCUCAAUGUUUUGCACAUCUUCGAGCAAACAAAUACUUGAUGGAAUCUGUAAAUGGUUCUUUUGAAACUAUAGAGUAUCUCAGCUUGAGGCCAUUGGAAAAUCGUGUUUUUGUAACGGGGAACUCCUGUUCUAUUCCUGGAUAUUAUAAUUUUGCGCAUCUAGGCAGGGACUUGGUGCAAUACCAGAUGGAUAGGGCGGUUGAUGCGAUGAUGAGCAUGUGCAUCUUGACUAAUGAAUAUCCCGUGGUCAGAUUCUAUAAUUCUCCGUUAUCCAAACAGCUCGCAACCACUUUUCAAAAUAAGAUAGACGAGUACUAUCGAAAGCAUUCGGAGCUAACGCCGGUGAACAACCGUACAAUUUUUCUUGUAACGGAGAGGGCAAUGGAUCUAUUUGGGCCAUUUUGUCAUUAUAAAUACUAUCGGUCACAAAUAUUUGAUCUGAUGGAUGACCACAUAAGAAAGAUCAGAGGUGACUAUACUUUCGUAUAUGAUUAUGAGGCCAAAACAGGUCAAGGCAUGGAGAAAAAACACAUCGUAUUUGACAGUGAUGAUCCAGUCUUUACUCAGUUAAAAGAUGUCAAGAUCGAAGAUUAUACUCAAAAAAUCAUCCAGAUGCUCAAAGACCUAAAGCAUGAAGAUGAUAAAUACAGUAACUUAAAGUAUACUUCGGAUCUAUCGCAUGCUGCAAUUAGUCAAAGUGACCACAUGUUUAAAAAGCAGCUUGUGACAGGGCAUUUCGAAUUGAUCAACAGGAUAAGUAGUGCAUUCCAAGCAGAAUGCAUCCUAGAUGCCAUUGUUUUUGAAAACAAGUGCGCCGCUAAUCUAGGACCAGAUCGUCAUUUGCAUGAGCCUGUUACGGACGAACUAGUGGGUUUGUUAUCCAACCAGAAUAUUUUUAUGGGAAAUAAGAUCCGCCUCCUUAUCGUGUAUGCAAUUUAUAGGGGAGGAUUGAUAGAAUCGGAUUUCAUAAAGCUUCUGAAGUUUGGAAUGCCCGAUAAAGUCGAUUCUAUAUUAAAGCUUAUCCAUAAUCUACAAAAGCUGGGACUUAAGAUCAUAAAGCCAAGUUUGGGUGGCAAGACGGAACAUAUUCAAACGUAUUUCGAUGUUAAAAACACAACAGAGUUGACAGACCGUUUUGUGCCUACAUUUAGCAAUCUUGUUCUUAGACUGGCACAGAAUGAUCUUCCGGAGCUUUAUCACACAUGCGUUAUCGAUAACGGUUACAUUGAUGAAGAGGAAGACAAUAUUUUAGAGGAUGAAAAGACGUUUCCUUAUGUUAAGGGAGCACCAAUGGCGAAUCUAAAUGAUUCCUUCCGAAAUGUUCAUCUUGGAGGAACAGGUGGAAGCAAAAGUCGCGUUUCUGUGAAUACAGUGCGAAGUCAGCCCAAAUGGAAAAGCAUGAAGCCUUCGGACAAGACGUUGACCAGGCAGAAGCUUAUGAUAUUUUGUGCUGGAGGUUUGACUGAAUCUGAAUUGGGCACAAUGAUUUCACUCGAGCCAAAAAUUAAUAAGAAUAUAUUUAUCGGCUCGGAUGAGAUAUACUCUACAUGGGAUAUGCUGGGGGAUAUCCGAUUAAUUGAUGAUGACCGGAAAAACUUUAGAUUUGCUUUGGAUGCUAAAUUUAGCCCAAGGAAAGUUCCCGAUUUUCUAUCAGAGGUUACUGGAGGAAGCUCAAAAAGUUCGAUAUCGGAUAAUGGUAGUAAAUCUAAUGGACAAGGCGUGCAUCAACAACCACAUGAUCAUCACCAUCAUUUACACCAUUUACAUCAUCACUCUGAUGUCAACGAUGACACAAGAUCCAGGGUCAAGAGCGGAUCAAAUGAUAAAGCCGCACAUAAUAGAAAAAGGGAUAAGCUUUUUGGCAAAUUAAAAAGGUUUCAAUAA
Molecule: messenger RNA, 2190 nt
Organism: Brettanomyces bruxellensis
Lineage: Eukaryota; Fungi; Ascomycota; Pichiomycetes; Pichiales; Pichiaceae
Exons: 1
Coding region: 1-2190 (729 amino acids)
Biological process (GO): vesicle-mediated transport; intracellular protein transport
Cellular component (GO): secretory granule; plasma membrane
Molecular function (GO): syntaxin binding
Source: RefSeq, a predicted model, not a curated record